Messenger RNA from Arxiozyma heterogenica, 6129 nucleotides. It is a transcript of the gene SEC16, whose product is annotated as COPII coat assembly protein SEC16. NCBI's taxonomy places the organism in Eukaryota, Fungi, Ascomycota, Saccharomycetes, Saccharomycetales, Saccharomycetaceae. Gene Ontology annotation, biological process: autophagy; Golgi organization; COPII vesicle coat assembly. Gene Ontology annotation, cellular component: endoplasmic reticulum exit site; ER to Golgi transport vesicle membrane. The transcript has a single exon. The coding region runs from base 1 to 6129 and encodes 2042 amino acids. The record is from RefSeq and is a predicted model, not a curated record.
AUGACACCGGAGGCAAAGAGAAGGAAGAAUCAGAAAAAAAAAUUGAAACAGAAACAAAAGAAGGCUGCUGCUGCCGCUGCUGCUGUUGCUGUUGCGGCUACGACAACUAUCGUUGUUAACACAACCGUUACUGAUGUGUCAACAACAACUGCAGGUACAGAUUCAGCUACUACUGAAAAUAAUACUUUAGAUUUGACAAGCAGCACAGUUUCUGAUGAAACCAAUGUAAAUACAAGAUCUAAUACCCCAUUAAAUAAAGGUAGUACUAUUCAAGAAGAGAAAGAGGAAAUAACAAUACCAGAAGAGAAAGAGGAAGAUAAAACAAACUUUAUAAAAGAAUCAGAAAUAUCUGUUGAAGUUGUUGAACAAACAUCAUCGGAAGUUGGAUCACAUCAAGCACCCUUUGAAAAGGAUGUACAAGAACAAGAAUUAGAAUUUCAUAAUGAUGUAAAUGAAACUUUAAAUCAGGCAGAUGAUGCUCAGUCACUAAACGAAUACAAUGAAGAGGGAGUUGAAAGAAUUGAUUUAAGUGAAGGGGUUAUUGAUGCUGAUGAUUCAGAAAGUGAGCUUAUGCAACAAGGCAAUGGUCUUAAUGAAACAAUGGACAAAAUAGGGGAAAAACAGAAUGAACUCAGCAUGGAGCAAUUUGGGGAUAAAAUAGUAGGGCAUGAGACAUUCAUAGACAAUGAACACACCCAAAACAAAGUACAGUUUACUAAUUCGUCAACUACAGAUGCUAAAGAGAACGUACCUCUGCCUACACAUACUGUUAUACAAAUUGAAGAUAAAACAUCCCAAGAAGUGGAAGAACAACAAAUGCAAAAUCAUGAACAGUUACACCAGUCAACUGUGGUUAGGCUGAAUAAAGAGAAUGUUGAAUUUCCUACUAUAAUUAAUUCGGAAGGUUUGGGCACAGAUUCUAAUAUAAGUAAAAAUGACAAAAUGGAUUUUCCACAUAAAGAAAGUGCUACAACACAACCUGAAUCAUUUUCAGAAAAUCAUCUUACUACUCAAGAAUUCAUAAAUGAUGAUUUAUUUGAAUCAAGUCCACGUGAUGAGUUAAUGCCAUGGGAACAGCAUGAGGAAUUGUAUCAAAAUAAAGACAAACAAUAUCAUCACAAUAUUGCUGAUGAACGUAAUGAAAAUGAACCAGAAUUAGUAGGAGAUGUGAGUGAGCUUUUUACUACUGAUAAUAACGAAGAAUUUCUACCUUGGAUUGAAAAUAAAGCUAGUAAGAAAACAGAAAUUAAUGAUAGUGUAAUUGAGCAUGAUGUAGACACAGUUAGCGCUCUUGUACCUUCAACGAGUCAUAAUGAAAAUAAAAAUUCUCAAGUAAAUAUUGAUAUCAAGCAGGUAGAUAACACAUCAGAUCUAUUUGAUAAGGACAUAGAUCAGACUGACGAAAUUUGGUUGAAAGAAACAAAUAACAAUGUUCCUUCUUCCCCACUAACUUCUGUUACACAUACAGUCGAACCUACAGAUGCAUCGACCACAAAAAUAAAUCUAGAGCCUUCGCGAUCCGUUGUUAACGAUUCCUUUAAGAAAUUUUCUUUCUUAAAAGACGAUGACGAUCUUUUAGAUGAUGAUGAUGAUAGUUUCUUAGAAUCUGAAGAUGAGUUGGUAACACAGAAUGUCAAUAGAUCUGACAGCUUCAUAUCAAGUGAAGGAAUUACCUUUGAUAAUACUUCUCGAAAUAAUUCAAAAAAACAAUUUCAUACAACUUCUAGGUAUACACCUACCAAUUCUGAUAUGAUGGUAUCAGAUCAAAAUACUCUUUCAAACCAGGGUGGUACAGUUGGUAUUGUUCUUCCUCAGCAAAUUAAUAAUAUUUCUAGACCAGCUUCUAAUAUCCAGCCUUCCCAAGGCUCUACUAUCCAAUUAUCAAGUCAAGGCUUAACGAGACCAUCUUUGAACUCUCAAAAUACACAACAGGUUAUUGAAAAACUUGCUGUUGAAAAGAAAAAGUCAGAUGCUUAUGACUUUCCAAUGGAUUUGAUUGCUGAUAAAGUAAAACCUGUUCAUGCUAAACCUGUCGGGAUUCCAAGUCCUAAAUUAAAUAAUACAUCGUUUCUACCUAUGAAAUCAUCAAGAAAUGUAUCUGUUUCUAUUCGGUCUACAUCUGGUUACCAGUCGUUGGAUGCUGUUUCUAAUAUUUCAAUGCCUGUAAACCCAUAUGCAUCAGUUAUUAAAAAAGAAGCUGCUGCUAAACAACCUGUUCCUUUAACAGGACCUGUUGGGGUGGUCCCUCCAUCUUUGAAUCUUCCUGUCUCUCCCACUUCUCCAAUUAAUAGCAAUAAUAUGAUUUCUUUCAUGAGUUCUCCGCCAUUGCAAGGAAAUGCAAGGAAUUUCAGUAACAAUUCAUCUAUAUCUAGUGCUCAGCUAAAUGCAAGGUCAAAUAUAUAUGCCCCACAAACAGAAAUUAAUGCUGCCCCUCCAAAAAGGGCAUCACAGUCAUCACAAUAUGCACCUCGGUCAUCAAAUACAUUACAAUCAGCUCAAGCUCUUCCUUCUCAAUAUAAUUUUCCUCCAUCCAAUGGUAACCCACGUAAGUCUAUGACAAUCUCGCCUGUUAACACUAAGUUGAAUUAUACUUCAUCUACAUCGAAGGGAAAUCAUGCACGUAAAAACUCCAGUUUGUAUUCUCCAAACAGUAAUGAAAACUCAUCAAGGUACGCGCCAACAGUUCAUCCUCAAUAUCAGCAACAAUUAGAGACUAUUCAAUCUAACUUCAUUCCACAUCCAUUUCCUGCCACAUCCAUUCCUCCUAAACCAAAUACGAUGAAACAAACAGUUUCACAAAUCAAUCCUUUAGGAAUUAUUCAACAAUAUCCUCCUCAUCCAAUUAAUGAUAAUGAAAACAUAUCGCAAAGAUUAGAUGCAACUUCACAACUAGAUUCAUUUUCUAAUCAUCAAGUGAGUGGCACAGGUUUGUCACAGUCUGUUAGUGGAGGAAGCUAUAAUAAUAAAAAAUCAGAAUAUCAUUCUAACAAGAUGAUAUUAGAAAUUGAUAAUAAUGCUUUGCUUUCUCGUCAAUUCCCUCUUUUCCAGUUUAAUUCUUCUAGUAAGCUUGUAUAUGGUAUUCCCGUUUCCAUGGGUAGUUAUGCUACCACUACUUCGGUGGUUAAUUCGUUAGAAGUUGUCAGUUUAGAUUCUAUUAUUAAGUCAGAUCCUAUAUUGAAAUCAUUCCCAGGACCUUUAACACAGAAAUCUAAGCAGAAAGACAUUGAGAAAUGGUUGUCUACAAUUAUUGAAGAAACAAAUUUAGAUACAAAUUCAGAUGAAUAUUUGAUUUGGAAAAUUCUUCAAAUUAAACUCUCUCUUAAUUGUUCAAUCAAUGAUAUAUCAGAGGUUAUUUAUAAUACAUAUGAAUUACAAACAUAUUUGUCUCAACCAUUUAAUCUAAACAUUUCCCAACCAAAUGCCUAUAAGUUAGAUAAUAUUGGUCAAAUGAGAAUUCUUGCUUCACUUCAAGUUGGUGAUUAUAAUACCGCCUUGCGAGAUGCGUUGGGUCAUAAGGACCAUACGAUGGCACUAUUAAUCGGUUCUCUGAUUUCCAAAGAUAAGUUGGUAGAUGCAGUCGAUUCAUAUUUCGUUGAAGAGGGUAAUAAUCCUACAUGUAUUAAUUUGUUGUCACUUAUAUUCCAUGCAUUUAUGGGGAAUUCUAAAGUAGUAAUUAAGAAGUUUUAUUCAGACAAUGAGAAAGCGACUUGGAUUGUGGAUAAUUGGAGGACAGUUGUUGCUGCAGUUUUGAAACAUUGCAGUAAUUAUGAUAGUGAUAACAAAAUUCCUCCGGUUAUUAUAGAAUUUUUUGUUGAACUUGCUAUCUUUUUGUAUCACAAAGGACUUAAACUCGUUGCAUCUCUUUUGUUUAUGAUUGUUGAUGUACCAUUAAGUAUGAUACCAGUUCUAAAGGAUUCAGAUGUAACUUUUGAUUAUAUUGGAAAUCCUACUUCUGUACAAAGCAUAGUAUGGUCAGAACUUUAUCAAUACUAUUGUGUGGUGCAAAAUUCUAAAUCGUCUGACUAUGAUGAAUUACUGCCUCAGAAAAUAUAUCAUGGUAUGUAUCUACAAGAACAAGGACUUUCAAAUUUGGCUACUAAAUAUUCUGAUUAUGUUGCUUCUCGAUUGAAGCAAUUAAACAAGAAAGAUGUUACUUCUCUUAAUUUGUCUAGCAGGUUGGGAGAGUUGCAAAGUCGUUUGAUUGGUUCCAAUUCCGGUUGGUUACUCAAGCCGAAAUUAAGCAGCGUUUGGGGACAAUUGGAUAAAUCUUUCAAUAAGUACAUUGGUGGUGAUGAGGAUGCAUCACCAACUCCUAGUGAUACGUUUGGUAAAUACGUAGUGGGAAAUGAAGAAAUCAUAAAAUCAUCACCUAAUAAUAUCAUCAACAACUAUGUUGGCGGUAACAUAGAGACUUCUCCUGCUGUUAUGGGCAUUGGUAAGACUACAAAUAGACCUGUCAUGUAUUCACCAAAGAAAUAUAGUUUUGUUAAAAAGCCUAUAGAAAAAUCACUAUAUGUUCCUAAGUCACAAACAUUAUCCACAUCUAAUAUCUUGGAGGAGAUACAACCUUCCCCAGUUAAAACUACCAUGUAUUCGCUUCGUACAAAUAAUUCUGUUCCGGUGAAUAUCUCAAGUCAUUUCAAUCAUGUAGAACCAGCAAAACAAAAUGACAAGGAAAUUUCAGAUGCAAUGGUUUCUGAAAAAAGAAAUGAGUCCUUGGAAGAACCUAGUAUACUAACGUUGCAACCAAAAGAGACUGAUAUUGUAGAGCCUGUAAUAAAAGAUGUGUCUACUGAAUUACAGUCAAUACCAUUACCAGUUGAUAAUAGUGAUGCUUCUCUUUUAGCACAUUCAAAUAUUGAAGAAGUUUCCACUAAUCAAGACAAUAUUCCUUCUCAUCGAAUUAAUGAGGUAUGUAAGCAAGGAGUUAAUAUUGAUGAUUCCCAGCAACUAAAGAAUAAUAGUGUGGAACUAUCCAUAGGAGACAAUAAAAUGCCUCUUCCAGUUCUAUCAGAAUCCGUUUCUUCUAUAACAGAUGAUAAAAUACUUUCUUCAAAUGCUAUACACAACGAUUUAUCCCAUAGUAUUGAAAAUGAAAUUGCAUCCGUUACAGAGGACCGUAAAGAGAUGCUUUCAACAUUUACUACACGUGCUGUUUCAUAUGUAGCAGAAAAUUCAAUUUCUCCCUCUCCAGGUGCACAGAUGGCCACUUCAAUUCCAGUGGGAAAUAAUUUUAUUCCACCUUUUUCACCACAAGGAUUAACUUCUAUUCCUUUAGUUCAACCAUUAACUGUAGAGACAAAGAAUGAAUCUGAUAGACAGAAACCUGUUUUUAAUUCUACAAAAUACAAUAGUUUUGCAGUUUCUGGUAUGGAUGCUGAUAAUUUGGAUAGUUUUGAGCCUAGAAUAAGACCAUCGUCAUCUGCGGCACAAGGUGUCCCAUCAGUAAAAAUCUCAGAGGAAGCUAAUGUUCAGUAUAAUGAUGAGGUUGAGGAUGAUUCAGAUGAAGAUGAGGAUAAAGAGACUAUUGCUACUAAGAAAGAUACUGAAACUAAGAAGAAAGUAGAAAAGAACAAUUCUGGUUCUCAAAAAGCAGGAUGGUUCAGUUGGUUAAAGAAAGAUCCUAAUGAGAAAAAGGUUGUAAAAGCCAAGUUGGGUUAUCAAAACAACUUCUAUUAUGAUGAAAAGUUGAAACGUUGGGUCAAUAAGAAUGCCACAGAAGAAGAGAAGAAGAAAAUGCAGGAAGCGGCAGCACCUCCACCUCCACCGAUUGUGAAACGUAAAGAUACAGUGGUAAAAACUACUCCUCGUCCUAGCUUCAGUCAUCCAAACACUAAUUCUUUAUCAUCUGCACCCUCUGGUCCACCUCCAGGUAUGGUUUUACCAGUUAAUCCACUUUCUGGUAAACCCAUGAAUCAAGCAUCUAACAAUAUUUCUGCAUCUACGUCUACGGAAAGCUCUGCAACGCCUAAACUUCCUCCAUCUAUAAGUAGUAGCCAGCCUGUUAACUUAGCUGGUAAGGCAUCAAAUGGCUUAGAUGACAUUUUGAAUAUAUCAGCAGCUACAACAGCAAGUAGAAGAAAAAAGAAACCUGGUAGAGGUUAUGUAAAUGUAAUGGAGAACAGAUAG